Pundamilia nyererei is the source of this 1038-nucleotide messenger RNA. RefSeq names its product sodium channel protein type 4 subunit alpha B-like. Gene Ontology annotation, cellular component: plasma membrane; voltage-gated sodium channel complex. The transcript has 4 exons. Gene Ontology annotation, biological process: sodium ion transmembrane transport; membrane depolarization during action potential; neuronal action potential. Gene Ontology annotation, molecular function: calcium ion binding; voltage-gated sodium channel activity. Lineage: Eukaryota; Metazoa; Chordata; Actinopteri; Cichliformes; Cichlidae. The record is from RefSeq and is a predicted model, not a curated record. The annotation marks the transcript as partial.
UUGCAGCUUGUCCAGAAUGCUGCGGCACACCUUUUGACUGGAACCAGAAGGAGAGCCCUAAGAUCAUCAGGACAGUUACUCUUGGUGCAGCCUAGAUCCCAGCUAAAGACCAGAGGUCUCUUCUUUGCUGACAUCUUGGAAAAUUAUUUCGGCAGUCCCUCUCUCUUUUCUGUUAUGCGAUUGGGUCGUUUGUUCACCUUAUGUGGAGCAUUCCCUCACAUUCGGUUUGCCAGAAGGAUCUGGAUGCUGAUUAUGGGCUUUGUGAUGUCACUUCCUGCCCUUUUCAACAUCGGCCUGCUCUUCUUCCUAAUUGUGUACACAUUCUCCAUCAUUGGGAUGUUUAACUUUGCCUACGUGAAGCAUGAGAUGAUGAUCGAUGACAUGUUUAACUUCAAGACAUUUGGAAACAGCAUCAUCAGCAUGACUAUGAUCACCACGUCCUCGGGGUGGUACGGCCUGUUGAGUCCCAUCAUGAACACGCCUCCAGACUGCGACCUGCGAUUACCUGAGCCUGGUAACUGCGCCAACCCGACGGUGGGGAUUGUUUUCUUCAGCUCCUACAUCCUCCUCUUCUGCCUGCUGGUGAUCCACCUGUUCAUUGUUGUCAUCCUGGAGCUCUUCAACACAGCGAGCCCUGAGGACGCUGAGAUGCUGAGUGAUGAUCACCUCCAGAUGUUUUAUGAAACCUGGAGGAGAUUUGACCCCAGUGGCUCGCAGGUCAUACAGUACAGUGAGCUGGCAGACUUCUGUGAUGGUCUCCAGGAUCCUUUGAGGAUUCCCAAACCAAACACCAUAAAACUGACUCACUUGAAUCUGCCUCUGUUUCCUGGAGACCAGAUCAGCUGUUUGGAUGUUCUGCGCACAAUUACUACACAGGUAAGGUCACCUGGGACGGGCUGCCAACAUUUUGAUAUGUUUCUUAAACUCUGUUUGCUUAAACUAAAACCACUCUAAAGUCUUCUCCUUAAAUGUUUACUGAAGAAUUUUAGGUUUCCUCUUUAUUUUCAUCUUGUUAAUCAACCAAAGACCCAGACAUUC